Molecule: messenger RNA, 957 nt
Organism: Kluyveromyces marxianus DMKU3-1042
Lineage: Eukaryota; Fungi; Ascomycota; Saccharomycetes; Saccharomycetales; Saccharomycetaceae
Gene: LSP1
Product: lipid-binding protein LSP1
Exons: 1
Coding region: 1-957 (318 amino acids)
Biological process (GO): eisosome assembly; negative regulation of protein kinase activity; endocytosis
Cellular component (GO): eisosome filament; plasma membrane
Molecular function (GO): lipid binding
Source: RefSeq, a predicted model, not a curated record
AUGCAUAGAACAUAUUCAUUAAGAAACAAGAAGCCUCCUACGGCAGCAGAGUUACAAACUCCCCCUCCACCACAAUCUACCACCAAAUCUAAGUUCUUUGGUAAGAGCUCAUUGGCCUCUACCAUUAGAAAGAACACUGCUGGUCAAUUUGGUCCAUUGUUGUCGAGAAAAUUGUCUGCUUUGAUUAAAACCGAGAAGGGGUACUUGAGGGCGUUGGAGGUUGUUGCCAGCGAACGUCGUGUUGCUGCCAAGCAAUUAUCCUUAUGGGGUUCUGAAAACGAUGAUGAUGUUUCAGAUGUCACUGACAAGUUAGGUGUUUUGGUUUAUGAAUUGGCUGAAUUGCAAGACCAAUUUAUUGAUAAGUAUGACCAGUACAGAAUCACUUUGAAAUCCAUUAGAAACAUCGAAGCUUCCGUUCAGCCAUCAAGAGACCGUAAACAAAAGAUUACGGAUGAAAUUGCUCACUUGAAGUACAAGGAUCCUCAAUCAACUAAGAUUCCUGUUUUGGAACAAGAAUUGGUCCGUGCUGAAGCAGAAUCCUUGGUUGCUGAAGCCCAGCUUUCGAAUAUUACCAGAGAAAGAUUGAAAGCCGCUUUCAACUACCAAUUCGACUCCGUGAGAGAGUUGGCCGAAAAGUUUGCUUUGAUUGCUGGUUAUGGGAAGGCUUUAUUGGAGUUGUUAGAUGAUUCCCCUGUCACCCCAGGUGAAGCUAGAUCUGCUUAUGAUGGCUACGAAGCCUCAAGACAAAUCAUCAUGGACGCUGAAUCAGCUUUAGAAUCAUGGACAUUAGAUGUUGCUGCUAUCAAGCCUACCUUAUCUUUCCACCAAACCGUAGACGACGUUUAUGUCGAUGAAGAUGAGGAAGAAGGUGAACAUGAAGCUGCGGAAGAAGAAUGGGCAGGCGAACACGAAGGAGGCCAGGAAGAACAAACUUUAGAGGGCAACGACCAAAAAUAA